CUGUUUCUGUUGCACGGGUGCCCGCACACGGCGUUGACGUGGUCGCUCGUGGCGGAGACGCUGCGAUCGCGGCGCGAACGAUGCGAGAUCGUGGACGUCGUCGCGAUGGAUUUGCGCGGACACGGCGAGAGCCAUUCGCACGACGACGCGCUCGGGGAGACGAAGGCGUCGUUCGACGCCGAUGUCAUGGCGCGAGACUGCGCGAAGACGUUGCGGCGAUUCGUCGACGGCGACGCCAGGCGCGUCGUCGUCGUCGGGCACAGCAUGGGAGGCGCGGUCGCGACGCGCGUGGCGAAGAUUUUAGAGACCGAAUUCGGUGUGAGCGACUCGGCGUUGACGCUCGCGGGAUUGGUUUUGAUCGAUAUCGUCGAGGGGAGCGCGAUGAAGGCGCUCCCGGCGAUGGGCGCGCUCGUCGACGCGAGACCGACGACGUUCGCGUCGCUCGCGGAUGCGUUUCAUUGGUCCGCGACGCGAGGCGGCGGGACGAAAAAUCAGCGUUCGGCGUCGUUAUCGCUGCCUUCGCAGUUGCGCGAGACGGACGGCGGCGCGUGGACGUGGCGCGUCGACUUGCGCGAAACCGCGCCGUAUUGGCGAUCGUGGUACGAAGGGCUGUCCAAACGCUUUCUCGCCGUAAAGGCGCCGAAGCUGCUUUUGCUCGCCGGAAACGAUCGUUUAGACACCGAACUGAUGAUCGCACAGAUGCAAGGCAAAUUUCAGAUGACCCUGUUGCCGAACGCCGGGCACGCGAUUCAGGAGGACGACCCCGAAUCCGUCGCCAACGCGCUCGAAAAUUUUCUCGCGAGGUAC
Molecule: messenger RNA, 807 nt
Organism: Ostreococcus lucimarinus CCE9901
Lineage: Eukaryota; Viridiplantae; Chlorophyta; Mamiellophyceae; Mamiellales; Bathycoccaceae
Exons: 1
Biological process (GO): protein demethylation
Molecular function (GO): protein methylesterase activity
Source: RefSeq, a predicted model, not a curated record